UACACGAGAAACAGUAAAAUCUUUUGAAAACACACGAUACAAAAGUUUUGGGUAGAAACGAAAUUCAUGGAUAAUUUUACAAAAGAUAUGACUUUAACGAUAAAAUGGAAGACAAAUACGACAGCAAAGUUGAAAAUUCAGCUCAAAGUGAUGUCACAGAUACAAAGAAAAUUGAAAGUGAAAUAACAGAUCUUGCUCAACAGGAUUCAGAAAAAUUGAAGAAGAGCAAAGGAUUUUGCCAUUGGGGAGUCGGUGUUUGGUACAAGCCAGGAUUUCAGAUUCGUUGUAGGUGUAUGAAAUGUACUUGUCGAGGAAGAGGAAUCUGGGACUGCAAAUAUAACUUUGCUUACUGUCCUUAUUAUUGCUGUUCAUCAGGAAUUGGUUUAGAUACAGCCGUAUUUCUUGCCAAGAAUGAGAGUAAAAAGUAUAAAGUAUACGCUUGUAUGCGUAAUCUUGCAAAGAAAGGACCUUUGGUUGAAAAAGCUGGUGAUAGUCUUGACAAGACAUUAUUUAUCUUGGAGAUGGACGUGAAAAGUGAAACUUCAGUGAACAAAGCCAUUAAGCAUGUCUUAGAUGUUGAUGGAAGAGUCGAUGUUCUUAUCAACAAUGCUGGUAUUGGCUUAAUGGGUGUCUUGGAGCAUCAAAGUAUGGAAACUAUAAGAAAUAUAUAUGAAACAAAUUACACUGGAGUGGUGCAUGGCAUCAGGGCAGUGUUACCCUCAAUGAAGAAAAGGAAAAGCGGUCGUAUAAUCACUGUUAGCUCCGUUUAUGGUUUAAUGGGUGCGCCAUUGAAUGCUGUUUACUGCUCCACCAAGUUUGCUGUCUGGGGUCUUAGUGAAGCUUUAGCUCCUGAAUUAAAAAAAUAUAACAUAAACAUAUCAUUGGUUGAGCCAGGUGCAGUAGUCACAGAAUUUUUAAAUGCUGUUGAUUCAAAAGGAUUUGGUGGUGCGCAGGAAGGAGACGAGAUUACAAAGUCUAUGCUUGAUAAGCUUGGUCAGUUGAUUAAAACCGUUGGGUCUGUGUCUCAAAGUGGGGAGGAUAUUUCAAAAUAUAUCCUGCAAGCUAUGGAGGAUGAGUCUCCGCAUUUUCAUUAUAUCACUAAUGAGUCUUAUCUAGAGAUGGCAAAGAAGAAAUUUAUCGAUGUAACUGGUGACAAAAUCGCUAAUUCAAGCUUCGAUGAUUUCUUUUCUGGCAAAUAGAAACAAUCAUACCUUUUAAUUUGUGUAUCUUAUGUAAUUAUAUGUUCACUUUUCUGAACGAAAAUCUCAAUUAUACCCCUAAUAUUAGUAAAA
Molecule: messenger RNA, 1292 nt
Organism: Xenia sp. Carnegie-2017
Lineage: Eukaryota; Metazoa; Cnidaria; Anthozoa; Malacalcyonacea; Xeniidae
Product: retinol dehydrogenase 8-like
Exons: 7
Coding region: 105-1199 (364 amino acids)
Molecular function (GO): oxidoreductase activity
Source: RefSeq, a predicted model, not a curated record